ACAUUGGAAAAAACACACACGGAAUCAAGGAUGAUAGGAAGAAUCUGUUCGUCGAUUCCGUCGACAAAUCCGAGCGAGCUGAAGCCAUUUCAGACUAUCAACGGAUUGCAGCACCUCGCUGAAGCUCGCCAAUUCAAGGCAUGGUUCUUGGAUCAGUUUGGGGUCCUGCACGAUGGGAAACAGCCGUACCCAGGUGCCAUCACUACAUGUAUGUUCUCAACUGUUUGCUUUGGCAUUUUGUAGAAAAGUUGGCAAACUGUGGUGCAAAGAUGGUGGUAAUAAGUAAUUCUUCAAGGCGUGCAUCAACAACAAUAGAAAAGUUGAGUAGCCUUGGGUUUAAUCCCUCGCUCUUCCUUGGAGCCAUUACCAGUGGAGAGUUAACACACCAGUACCUUCUGAGGAGGGAUGAUCCAUGGUUUGCUGGACUUGGAAGCUCCUGCAUUCACAUGACUUGGAGUGAUCGAGGCGCUAUAUCUCUUGAGGGCUUAGGGCUCCAAGUAGUGGAUAAUGUAGAAGAUGCUGAGUUUGUUUUGGCUCAUGGUACUGAAGCUUUGGGGCUUUCAUCUGGAGAUGCACUUCCCAUGACACUUGAGGAACUUAACAAAAUUUUGGAGCAAUGUGCUGCUAAAAAGAUUCCUAUGGUAGUAGCAAAUCCAGAUUUUGUUACUGUUGAGGCUAGAGCCCUACGUGUGAUGCCUGGAGCAUUAGCAGCUACAUAUGAGAAGCUUGGCGGGGAAGUGAAGUGGAUGGGCAAGCCCGGUGAGAUCAUAUAUAAAUCAGCCAUGGCAAUGGUUGGCAUAGAGGCUGCUGAUUGUAUUGCUGUUGGAGACUCUUUCCACCAUGAUAUAAAAGGUGCAAAUUUAGCAGGAAUAUCUUCAGCUUUCAUUACAGGUGGAAUCCAUGCAACCGAACUUGGACUCAGUAAAUUUGGAGAAACUGCAGCUGAUUCUUCUGUUCAUUCUCUUGCCUCAAAAUAUGAGGCUUAUCCAACGUAUGUGCUUCCCUCAUUCACAUGGUAACAUGUAUGCUGGUUCAGAGAGAAAAAGUUCAUCCAUACCAACAAUGAUUGUCGUUGCAUAAGAACAUCACUAAAUGCACCAUCGCUACUAAAUCAUGCCCAAUUAUUGAUGCUUUGAAAAAGUUUCUGCUGUUCAAGUAAUGCCAACACAUUUUCUAGCACUUAGUUUGUUGUAAUUGGCCAACGCCCAUAAUUUGAGACUCAAAGGUAUGUAAUGCUGCAGUCUAAUCAAUCUGUUGAUGUUAUAUUAAAGGAUUUCUUGUUAAUGGUUGCAUGAAUUUCUUUGUGGCACCAC
Sesamum indicum (sesame) is the source of this 1313-nucleotide messenger RNA. Its product is annotated as Haloacid dehalogenase-like hydrolase (HAD) superfamily protein. Lineage: Eukaryota; Viridiplantae; Streptophyta; Magnoliopsida; Lamiales; Pedaliaceae. The record is from RefSeq and is a predicted model, not a curated record. Gene Ontology annotation, molecular function: phosphatase activity. Gene Ontology annotation, cellular component: chloroplast; cytoplasm.